AUGGCUGGCAUCGGUUACUUGUGCAAACCGGUCACCCCGGGUCCAUCCCAUGGCCCCAGCCAGGUAGCUCCGGAAUCGGGUCCAGAGUACUCGAUUCUUUUGACAUCUUCGUGUCUGCGCAGCCCGUCCGACGGCGAGAGCAUACCCCUAACGCAGGAUACGCUAUCGGAUCGUGGUAGUGUCGACAAUGGUAAGACCGUGAACGUGUGCCACCGCACCCUCGGCACCGUAGCCGGUCAAACGGCGCAGCCGACGAGGCUAUAUCCCUGGCGCAACUGCGAGACAUAG
Aspergillus melleus is the source of this 288-nucleotide messenger RNA. RefSeq lists its product as uncharacterized. NCBI's taxonomy places the organism in Eukaryota, Fungi, Ascomycota, Eurotiomycetes, Eurotiales, Aspergillaceae. The coding region runs from base 1 to 288 and encodes 95 amino acids. The transcript has a single exon. The record is from RefSeq and is a predicted model, not a curated record.